Molecule: messenger RNA, 1698 nt
Organism: Oryza brachyantha (malo sina)
Lineage: Eukaryota; Viridiplantae; Streptophyta; Magnoliopsida; Poales; Poaceae
Product: ubiquitin carboxyl-terminal hydrolase 4-like
Exons: 6
Coding region: 114-1343 (409 amino acids)
Biological process (GO): protein deubiquitination
Cellular component (GO): cytosol; nucleus
Molecular function (GO): cysteine-type deubiquitinase activity; cysteine-type endopeptidase activity
Source: RefSeq, a predicted model, not a curated record
AAGAAAAAAAAAAAAGGGAAAAAAAGGCCUCACGCGGCCUACACAUCUCUGCGGUAUUCCACCGUAAUCGGCGGCCGCCUCGAGCAUUCGGGUGCCAUCCAAAACCGAACGCGAUGGCGAGAACGGCGCGGCUGCUGGCGGCGGAGGACCCGCCGGCCGCGGAGAGGUCCCGCCCCGCGGCGGGUUCCGGGCUCCGCUCCCUCUCCAGCGCCGCCUCCGGGCUGUGGGACCGGCUGUCGGUCAUGGGCAGCGGCGCCUCCAAGCUCGAGAAGGCCCUCGGCGAUCACUUCCCCGAGGGCGAGCGCUACUUCGGGCUCGAGAACUUCGGCAACACCUGCUACUGCAACAGCGUCCUGCAGGCACUUUAUCAUUGCGUUCCUUUUCGGGAGCAAUUGCUGGAAUAUUAUGCAACCUACAGAAAUAAAGAAGACACUGAGGAUAAUUUGAUGACCUGUUUGGCUGAUCUUUUUGCACAGAUUACCCUGGCAAAGAAAAGGACUGGUGCUCUUGCACCAAAACGUUUUGUUCAAAGGGUGAGGAAACAGAACGAAUUGUUCAGAAGUUAUAUGCACCAGGAUGCCCAUGAAUUCUGGAGUUUCUUAUUGAAUGAGAUUGUUGAUAUUCUGGAAGAAGAUUGUAGAACAGCAAAUAGUUCUCCUGAGACCACAACCCCUGAAGAGGUUUCAAAUGGGGCAGUCAAUGCUUUACCAAAUGGAGCCAGAGAAGGACCAUUAGUUACAUUGGUACACAGGAUUUUUCAGGGCAUUUUGACCAAUGAAACCAAAUGCCUAACGUGUGAGACUGUCACAGCAAAGGAUGAGAUAUUUAUUGAUUUGAGCAUUGACAUUGAACAGAAUAGUUCACUUACAAGCUGUCUGAAGAACUUCUUUUCCACUGAGAUAUUAAAUGGCGAUGAUAAGUUCUUCUGUGACAAAUGCUGCAGUUUGCAAGAAGCACAGAAGAGAAUGAAGAUAAAGAAGGCACCGCACAUAUUGGUGAUCCACUUGAAGCGCUUCAAGUACGUCGAGCAGCUUAGUCGGCACAAGAAGCUGUCCUACCGAGUGGUAUAUCCCCUGGAGCUGAAGCUGGGUAGCAUCUCUGAAGACGCUGACUGCGAGUACUCGCUCUUUGCCGUCGUAGUCCACGUCGGGAGCAGCCCCAACCAUGGGCACUACGUAAGCCAAAUUAAAAGCCAUGGUAACUGGUUGUUUUUCGACGAUGACACCGUCCAGAUCAGCGAGGAAUCCACCCUGCAGACAUUCUAUGGCUCUUCACGGGAACAUUGUGGCAACACGGAUCAUGGCUACAUCUUGUUCUAUGAGCGCCUUGGUGGGAAGAGCUAGGAACGAGAACUUGGCAUUUCUCCACCUGUUCCCUUCCCUUGGAUCUGAUGGGAUUACAGGUGUGUUAUUUGGCCUGUUAUCUCCAUUGAGGUUCAGUAUAAUCGACGGGUGGUGGUACCGUGGGCUGAGGUAGUUUGAUGCACCGGAAGGAUGGGAACCCUGAUUUUAUGUGUGUAAAUAAUAGUUUCUUAUACCGCAGUUUAUUCAUUUAUUAAUAAAGACCUCUUACAGAGAAUAUGUACAUUAACAAAUAUACAAAUAUAUACAUAUGACAACGUUUCUAGGGAGACGAAAGGUAAUCUUGCUGAUGAGAUUCUCUAUUUCUUUGUUAAGGUGUUCGGGAACAUAUGAUGUA